UGAGAUCACGUGACAGCAUGGAGGCGUCACUGAAAACAUUCAUCCGUUCACUGCCGCGCAGCAAUUUCACAAUAAACAGAUAAGACAGCAGGCGGUUCUGAUCGACUCCGUUCGUGACGUCUCUUUCCUCGCAUGGCUGUGAAAUGAGGGGAACAUGGGGGCCAAAGAGUCGAGGAUAGGAUUCCUGUCGUUUGAAGAUGCUUCUAAGAGAGUUACUGAAGUGGAACUCAAGCGGCUCAAAGAUGCCUUCAAGAGAACCAGUGGCCUUUCCUGCUACAUGACCCAGCAGUGCUUCUACAGGGAAGUUCUGGGAAAUGGCGUUCCCCCCAAAGUUGCAGAGGUGAUCUACACAUCGUUCGGAGGCUCGUCCAAAGGGCUGCACUUCAACAAUCUGACUGUGGGUCUGGUUCUUCUGACAAGAGGACGCGAUGAAGAGAAGGCCAAGUACCUCUUCAGCCUGUUUGCCAAUGAUCUGGGUGGAUAUGCUGCCAGAGAAGACAUCGAGGCCGUUCUGCAGGUCCUGGACGGAGAGGUGCCAGCUACCCUCAGCAAGUGCUUCACUGAGCAGGGUGACAAGGUGAACUAUGAGCGCUUCAGGAGCUGGCUGCUGCAGAACAAGGAGGCCUUCACUCUGUCCCGAUGGCUUCUUUCUGGAGGAGUUUGUGUCACGCUGACAGAUGACAGCGACACACCCACCUUCUACCAGACGCUGGCUGGUGUCACACACUUGGAGGAGUCUGACAUUAUAGAUUUGGAGAAGCGUUACUGGCUGCUGAAAGCUCAGUCAAGAACCGGCCGCUUUGACUUGGAAACCUUUGUCCCGCUGGUCUCUCCUCCAAUCCACGCCUCACUGAGCGAAGGCUUGUUUCAUGCCUUUGAUGAGAAUCGGGACAAUCACAUCGACUUUAAAGAGAUCUCCUGUGGACUCUCUGCCUGCUGUCGGGGCCCCAUCGCUGAAAGACAGAAGUUCUGCUUUAAAGUGUUUGAUGUGGACCGAGAUGGGGUUCUGUCUCGAGAUGAACUGCAUGAAAUGGUGGUGGCCCUGCUGGAGGUGUGGAAGGACAAUCGCACGGACACUCUCCCUGAGCUGAACAGCAGCGUGUCAGACAUAGUUGAGGAGAUCCUCAAGAUGCACAACACCACCGAGCUGGAUCACCUGACCCUGGAGGACUACCAGAUCUGGAGCGUGAAGAGCGCCUUGGCCAAUGAGUUCUUGAACCUGCUCUUCCAGGUCUGCCAUAUAGUUUUGGGGCUCAGGCCUGCUACCCCAGAGGAGGAGGGGCAAAUCAUCAGGGGUUGGUUAGAGAGGGAGAGCAGACAUGGACUGCAGCAGGGCCAGAACUGGUUCCUCAUCUCCACCUUUUGGUGGCAGACAUGGAAGGACUACGCCAAAUAUGAGCAGAAAGGCAUUGUGGUGGAGCAGCCGUCCAUCCUGAGCUCUUUCAGAAGCCCUAUGGCCACAGCCACUGUGCAGCCUGAGAGACCAGGAGGACUGGGAUCCUUUAACCCUGUCAGCCCCUGUGAGGAGAGGUCUCCAGAUGCCGUUUCCAGCGCUUCUGAGGCCACAGAGUCCGCUCUGAGCCCACAGGUAGCUCCCACUGCAACAGAGAGCUGCUUUGCUCGUCAGCAGAACAUGUCGGACAACAACAAUCAGUGUUUUUCUGGAGCCAACGGCCACAUCCCCUCACAGCUGGCAGCACAAAGGCCUGGAGCCAUCGACAACCAGCCGCUGGUCACCACCGAGCCCAUGAAGGCCCCUACAUUAACCAUGGAGGGGGGCAGGCUGAAACGAUGCCUGCAAUUACUGCCUGGUAGAGACUUUGAGACGGUGCCAGAGCCAGUGUGGCGGGCACUGUACCACUGGUACGGCGCCAACAUCAGCCUACCCCGACCAGUAAUUCUGGAGACUAAGACUGGCCUAGCAGAGCUGGAGCUCUAUCCGCGCUACCUCCUCUUCCUCCGCCAGCAGCCAGCCACACGCAGCCCCCAGUCCAACAUUUGGGUCAAUAUGGGUAUGACCAGCCUGAGAAUGUUCCCACCGUAUUUACCCCCACCAAGAGGUAACGUGCCAUCUCCCAAUGCCCCUCUGAAGAGGAUGCUAGCUUACACUGGCUGCUUCAGCCGCAUGGCCACCAUCAAGGACAUCCACCUGUACCUGUCACAGAGGCUGCGCAUCAAGGAGGAGGACAUGAGGCUCUGGCUGUACAACAGUGAGAACUAUCUCACCCUUCUUGAUGAUGAAGACCACACACUGGAAAACCUGAAGAUCUACGAUGAGCAGCAGCUGGUGAUUGAAGUCAGGAACAAAGACAUGAGCUGGCCUGAGGAGAUGUCUUUUAUUGCAAACAGCAGUAAAAUCGACAGACACAAAGUUCCUACAGAAAAAGGAGCCACAGGCCUCAGUAACCUUGGCAACACCUGCUUCAUGAACUCCAGUAUUCAAUGUGUGAGCAACACCAAGCCUCUGACAGACUACUUCAUCUCAGGAAGACACCUCUAUGAGCUCAACAGAACCAACCCAAUUGGGAUGAGAGGUCACAUGGCUAAGUGCUACGGUGACCUGGUGAUGGAGCUGUGGAGUGGGACACAGAAGAAUGUGGCUCCCCUUAAACUCAGGUGGACGAUAGCUAAGUACGCCCCGCGCUUCAACGGCUUCCAGCAGCAGGACUCCCAGGAGCUGCUAGCCUUCCUCCUGGAUGGCCUUCACGAGGAUCUGAACAGAGUCCACGAGAAACCCUACGUGGAGCUGAAGGACAGCGAUGGCCGGCCGGACUGGGAGGUGGCCUCUGAGGCGUGGGAGAACCAUCUGCGGCGGAACCGGUCCAUCAUCGUCGAUCUAUUCCAUGGGCAGCUCAAGUCUCAGGUCAAGUGUAAGACCUGCGGCCACAUCAGUGCUCGCUUUGACCCCUUCAACUUCUUGUCCCUCCCCCUGCCCAUGGACAGCUCCAUGCACCUGGAGAUCACCGUCAUCAAACUGGACGGGUCCACUCCUGUGCGGUACGGCCUGAGAUUGAACAUGGAUGAGAAGUACACAGGGCUGAAGAAGCAGCUGAGCGAGCUGUGCAGCCUGAAGCCUGAGCAGAUCCUCCUGGCCGAGGUUCAUUCAUCCAACAUCAAGAACUUCCCUCAGGACAACCAAAAGGUCCGGCUGUCUGUCAAUGGCUUCCUUUGUGCGUUUGAGGUCCCCGUGCCGGGUUCACCCACUUCUCUGAGCUCGCCCACGCUGACGGACACAACCCCAACAGCCAAUGGGACGGCUGCUAACGGACAUGUGGGGGACAUGGCCAUCCUUAUCCCUAAUGGUGGGCCCAGCACCAUGAUGCCUUCCAGCCCAGAGACCCCCCUGUUCAAUGGGGUUCCCAAUGGACAUAUCAUGCAGGUGCAGGACAGCCCCUUCAUCGGAUACAUCAUUGCGAUGCACAGGAAGAUGAUGCGCACAGAGUUGUACUUCCUUUCAUCUCAAAAGAACCGACCCAGUCUGUUUGGAAUGCCGCUCAUUGUUCCCUGCACCGUCCACACCAGUCGGAAGGACCUGUAUGAUGCGGUCUGGAUCCAAGUGUCCCGGCUGGCCAGCCCACUGCCCCCCCAGGAGGCCAGCAACCACGCUCAGGACUGUGAUGACAGCAUGGGUUACCAGUACCCCUUCACCCUGCGGGUUGUGGGAAAGGAUGGGAACUCCUGUGCCUGGUGUCCCUGGUACAGGUUCUGCAGAGGCUGCACCAUAGAGUGCUCAGAAGACAGAGCGUCGGUGGGAAAUGCUUACAUAGCUGUGGACUGGGACCCUACGGCACUGCACCUCCGCUACCAGACCUCCCAGGAGAGGAUUGUGGAGGAGCACUGCAGCGUGGAGCAGUCCCGCCGAGCCCAGGCCGAGCCCAUCAGCUUGGACAGCUGUCUUAAGGCCUUCACCAGUGAGGAGGAGCUCGGCGAGGAUGAGCUCUACUACUGCUCCAAAUGCAAGACCCACCGGCUGGCCACCAAGAAGCUGGAUCUCUGGAGGCUGCCGCCCAUCCUGAUUGUCCACCUGAAGCGCUUCCAGUUCGUCAACGGUCGCUGGAUUAAGUCGCAGAAGAUUGUUAAGUUCCCACGUGAGAACUUUGAUCCCAGCGCCUUCCUGGCUCCCAGAGACCUGGAGCAGCACUGCCUGCACUCCCGCAGCGAGAGUGAAGACCUGCUGAGGGUCGGAGAAGACAACCUGUCCUCCAUGUCUGCUCCAGCCGGGUUCUGCAACCUCCCCAAAGCCUCCCCCGCCUCCAGCAGGAGGUCGGCCCCUUCUCUCAGUCGGACCAGCAGUCCCUCUGGCAGCCCAAAGACUGGUGGCCGCAGACCAGGCCGGCUACGGCUACCCCAGCUCAGCAGCAAACACCGGCUCUCCAACAGCAAGGAGAAUUUGGACGGAAGUCCAAAUCCAGAAGCCGAGCCCAGAGACGGCGCACAGCAGGCGGACAUGGAGGCGGGGCCGGCAGACGGAGCUUUGCCUGAAUCUGGGGAGCAGGCGGGCUCCGAAUCGUCAUGUGAUACAGAGGCGUCCAGCAGCCACUGUGACGUGAUGCUGGUGAACGGGCUGGGCUCUGACUGCAGCAUAGAGAGCAGCAUGGAGCCCGACGGCCCUCUGCUGCCGCACAGGGACAGCGCAGGCCUGGACGCCAUCUACAACCUCUAUGCAAUAUCAUGCCAUUCAGGAAUCAUGGGAGGCGGCCACUAUGUGACGUAUGCCAAAAACCCCAACAGAAAGUGGUACUGCUACAACGACAGCAGCUGUAAGGAAGUGCACUCUGAGGAAAUCGAUACGGACUCGGCCUACAUCCUGUUCUACGAGCAGCAGGGAGUGGACUACUCCCGGUUCCUGCCAAAGACUGACGGCAAGAAGAUGGCCGACACCAGUAGCAUGGACGAAGACUUUGAGUCCGAUUAUAAGAAGUACUGUGUGCUGCAGUGACCCCUGCUCGUCUUCCAUCAGCCAGCGCUUCCUGCGGCUCCGCCCCUCUGAGCGAGACGCUCCGCACGUUCGAUCCCUCUGGAGCAUCCUCACAAACUGCUGAGUGCUGCAGACGGGACCCUGCUGCUUGCGCGCCUUCAGAGAGCACUUUUGAAACACGAGUUUUUGCAAGAAGGUUUUGCCAAGGCCACAGUGAAGCCCCGCCCCCCCCCCCCCCCCGACAGCACUGCACAGGUGCACUUUGUUGAGCCUUGCAAAACAAGCUCCACCCCUUCUCGUUGUGAAUCUCUCCAUUGCAUACAUGUAACAUGUGCCAGCACGUCUGCGAAUGUACGGCAGUCUGACGCGCCACGCAGUGACGAAGCGGAGGCGCUCCGGGACGAGGAAGAGGCGUUUAAGUUCCCAACGGAAAGCCACAUUUCCAGUGUGUGUGUGCAGGUGUCACAUGUGCUGCCAGGACCAACCCCCCCCGUCUGCGGGGCGUACUGUGACCAGCGUUUUAGGAAUGCUCCUCCAAAAGUUUUAGUCGAGAUAAUUCGAGUCAUCUGCUACCUCAUCGCUUCUCUGCAGUUUCUUCCCCAGGAAAGGCUGGAACAGUGUUAACGUCUAUGAGAGGCAGGACAUUUCAGGCUCCCCGAGCGCCAAAAAGGAACGUUUGCCCCGCUUCCAGGUCAUGCGCAUCCAUCCUGAUGCUGAUGGGAAGAGGAGGCACUUCUGCCAAACACACGUUUGAUUCCAGCUCUGCCAAAUGUCUGUGGCUGUGUGUGCCGUGUGGACCAGCGCGUGGCCAGAACUCAGCGGGGAAGCUUCCUCUGAGAACGGUGCCAUGGUUUCAAACUACACACAUUAAGAUAGCAAAUGUUUUCCCUCUGCAGUUCUGUUGUUUUGUGAGAUUUUUUUUAUUUUUGUAAAAAAAAGAAAAGAAGCAGUCUGUGCUUCAGAAGCUGUCUCAGUGUUGUUGAAGCAGGCUGAUGUGUCUCCUCCCUCACACGCCCUCCCCUGGCUCCGUCCUUCCUCCCUACAUGAUUUUAAAGUGACUUUUAUCGUAUCACGCACCUGUUAACUUGACACACCCUGAAUGUUUCAAUCCAACAAAGUGAGAGCCUCAGAAAAAAGUCCUGUAAAGUCAUAAAAACGGCAUGACUUUAAAAAAAAAAACAGGGCAACAAAAAGGAGGCCUCAGGUGUCAUGGAUGGUAGCUGCAGAACCCCCUGACCCCUGACCCUAGAAAUGAACCAGUUUGAAGCCAGACUUGGCACAUUUUCCUGCCCUGGCGUUGAAGUGUCCAUAAAGGAGCAGACCCAGCGUCACGGGCCGCACGCAGGACAAAGUCCACUGCUAAACCAUUUCAAUUGACUGCCAGCCCAAAGGCCAGAAUGCAUUUCAGCAUCUGUAGGGUCCAUUCGUUCUCCAUAAAGAUCCCAUUCGUUGAGAUUGUUUUUAGGUGCAUCUCGGUUGAUGCAGGACUUGGCUCUGUUUCUAAAGCAUCUCUACAUUUGCUUGUUCUCUGCUUGAGUUGGGCUCCCCCCUGAGGUCCCAUUGCUUCCUAACUCACUCCUCCCACCUGCCAACAGCAGCGUUGCUGUGAGGAGGAAAGAAAUCUGUGACUAAAGAAACUUUCUUUAGGCUGAUCCAUUUGUUGAACAAAUGAGUGGUUUUUCUGCCCAGCUCUCCGUCUUCUUCCUGCAGGUCUGAGCUGCAGAGCCGUUCGUGUCGUCUUUAGAAGUCAGAGGAGGAUUUGUCUCUACAGAACUUCUUUUAAAACAUUGGCUGCAGUUAAAGGUGCAAUACAUGAUGACUUUUGUAUGUGACUGACCCAGUGCAAGUCCAUGAUCUGCAGCUCCGCGCUACUGACCCCGCCCCUCCCUCAAAGCCCCGCCCCUGAAAAACAAGUGGACAGGCAGUGCAAUCUACUACUGAGCUGACUGUCAGUGUUUGUAGCCUCUUCUUAUUUAAGUUCAUUAAUGUUGGAUCUUAACCUGAUGUGUUAAUUUAAAGAAGAUUUUUGUAAGUUGUUUGUUGACAGAAAGUGACAUUGCACUGACAUGAAAACAUGUACAUAAAUGUGUUCUGUAAAUAAGCCAACGAAAACUAUGUAUUUGAAUACAAAGUGUACAAAUACUGUAAUUGUAGUUGUAUAUGGAGUGAUAUUGUUGAUCUGUAACAAAAUACCCAAGCAACAAAUUAAAAUCUGCAGAGGAAACAGAGA
This is a messenger RNA of Oryzias latipes (Japanese medaka), 7148 nucleotides long. It is a transcript of the gene usp32, whose product is annotated as ubiquitin specific peptidase 32. Gene Ontology annotation, biological process: protein deubiquitination. Gene Ontology annotation, molecular function: cysteine-type deubiquitinase activity; calcium ion binding. Gene Ontology annotation, cellular component: Golgi apparatus. The record is from RefSeq and is a predicted model, not a curated record. Lineage: Eukaryota; Metazoa; Chordata; Actinopteri; Beloniformes; Adrianichthyidae.